AUGGGACGUCAUGCUUUAAGCAUAUUUAGCUUUGCAUCUGUCCUGGCUGCCACCUGUAACUUCUCUGAAGAUAACAAGCUUGGUGAAAGGGGCUUUGGACCUGAUUAUAAGGAGAUUCAGGCAUGGGAGUUGUGGAAUGAAGGUGGAGGGCUUGAAUUAAUGGAUCCAAAUCUAGGAGAUUCAUGUAUUAAAGAUCAAUUCUUAAGAUGCAUGCUUGUUGCUCUCCUUUGCGUGGAAGAGAAUGCAGCCGAUAGACCAACUAUGUCAGAUGUCAUAUCUAUGCUGACAAGUGAAAGCAUGGAGUUAGCUAUGCCAACAAAGCCAGCAUUUUACACAGAAAGAAACGUGGCCACUGCUGCUAUAGCUAGAUAG
This is a messenger RNA of Prunus armeniaca (apricot), 372 nucleotides long. The record is from the annotation of a GenBank genome assembly. NCBI's taxonomy places the organism in Eukaryota, Viridiplantae, Streptophyta, Magnoliopsida, Rosales, Rosaceae.